GUCAAGCCAAAGUAAAAUUAAUGUUACUGACUGAAUAUUCUCUGGUAUAAGUACCAGUAGAAUAAUCAGUUUCCUGAUCUGUGUUCUGUCGGCUGUACUACCCGCAGUGAAACGGACUUCACAGCAAAUCAGGACCAAAAAUAAAAACAUAUUUACUUGAUUUCUGCAUCACCAACCAAAUACAUGUUGGGUUCCCAUGACAACGCAAUGUGUACAGUGUGUGGUACUGUAACUACAUGGCUUCAUUCUGUGGUUUUAGUAACGUAUAGCUCAACAUGUUUGCAGAUGCAAUGUUUUCCCUCAGCUGAGAAUCUGUAUUGUUCAUAAAUAAUUGUCAGGAAACAUUUUGCGCUUCUGGAAAAAUGGUCAAAAAUUCCCAUAAACACACUCCUAAACCUUGUGAACAGCCUUCCCAGAAGAGUUGAAGCUGUUCUAGCUGCAAAGGGUGGACCGAUGUCAUAUUGAACACUAUGGAUUAGGAAUGGGAUGUCACUUAUGUUCAUAUGCGAGUCAAGGCAGGUGAACGAAUACUUUUGGCAAUAUAGUGUAUGUAGCUAACAGAGCUACAGCAGAGCUAACGUUAGCAUUUCAAUAUAUGGUGCGUUUAGAUUAAAAACUAAAAAAGUGACAAGUUGAAGAUAAAGGAUAAACACUUGGCCCUUACAGUGAGAGGAUCCAGUAACUAUGUUUUGCUGUUGGGGGCAUUUUGUUAAUACGGUUUGAGUCAUGGAUUGAGUUCUGAGAGAUGGUCUUUAUACUAGAGUUAAGCAUUUCUAUCAUUUCUAUCGUGAAGGAAGUUUUUUUUUUUUCCCCAAGAUGACACUGCCCCCAUCCGCAGGGCAAGAAGAAUCACUGAAUAGUUUUAGUAGUAUCAAAAUUAUGCUUUUUUUUUUUUUUUGCAGAUGAUGAUGUUCUCUUGGCUCCACCGGGCUGUGACCUUUAGCAUGCACUAGGGCAGAGAGUGAAGCAGCUGCUCCACGUUUAAGGCCAGGAUUCUCUGUUGGAAACUGAUUGAUUGCCUCCUCUGGGUUGGGAGUUAGUUGCUGCUUCAAGCGAAGGGAUUUAGGAAUCUCAGAAUCUUGUUCAUGACAGAUGGGGCACGAGAUGGACACAUGGAUUAGUGCAGCAUCUGUCCAGGACUGUUGUUGGGAAGAAGGAAGUGAGCUGGAAUCCAAGGCUCCCCAUUUAUCCAUCGAUCUGUGUUCCUGCGCUCUGGGUGGUGAAAAAAAGAAUGAGGUUGCAGAAACAAGCAGCAGAAAUGGAUUUCGCUCUUAGGGCAGCUGGGCUCAGCUUCAAGGAAGGGUCAGGAGCGCCGACAUUAGGAUGGAUUUUGGAGUCGAAUCACUGCUGCUUCACAUCUUAAGGAGCCAGUUGAGGUGGUUUAGUAAUCUGAUAAGGAUGCCUCCUAGAAGCCUUCCUUUGGUGGUUUCAGGGAAAUCUAAAUCGGAGUAGACCUUGAAGUAGGGUCGAUGUGACAUAAAUUUUGUCAUCUUUCCAAGUUUGUGAGAAUCUGCGCUGACCCCUUCAUGGUUUCCCACAUGUAGCCAAAACAAAACUACUCUACAUGGGCAGUAGUGUGCAUCCUCUGCAGUAAUGUUCAUGCACAGAAAACAUUAAAUUCAAACUUCUCUGCUUGUAUGGAAAGUCCUCCAAGAAAACCAGAAAGUAGUAAAAUAACAACAACCACUCAUCUGUAGUGUCUGCAGCUGAGAGACCGUAAACUCUCCUCUUUAUGCUACUUUCUGGUCUGUUUAAAGGGUGAUCAGAGGACAAACUUGGUGAGAUGACAAAAUUUACAUCAGGUCAAACCUAGCAGACCUGAACAUAUUCGCAGACAUGGAAAGUAACAGUAGCCUAAAAAUAACUAAAUGUCUGUUGUGUCCACAGCGGCCGCAAGGGAGCACAAUCAAAGCUUAACACCGGCCUUACGGGAGCAAACUUAUUCAGCCACACUCAGCUUAAACAGUUCCUCUCCUGAAUGUAUUUUUGGUUUGUUAAGAUUAGAUCAGGUGAAACAGAGCACGUAUUCUUUUGUUUUAGAUUAUCCACUGAGCAGCUGGAGGGCUACAAUUUUUUUUAUUGCUUUCUUUGUUUUUGGGUAGCAUUCAUUGCCCUUUGGCUUCUUCAACCUGAGGAUGCAACACUUAAAAAAAAAAAGUAGAAAUUCUCAUAUAGUAACCUGUGUUCAUCCUAAUGUAGGAAGACAUCAGCCAGUGCAACAAUCUGUCUUACUGUGUUUUGAUGGUUUUUGGACAACACUGGGACUCUAUUUGUCAGAGAGGAACAGACUUGAAGUACACUAUGUUAUGCUCAUUUGAGUGUUUGCUCUCUUUAGACAAUUUGGUGAGAAUAUGUAAAAUAUCACCUGCAAUCCCCAAGCAGAUUCAUUUAGAAAUAAGGAUAACGGCUGACGAGUUAAAAUAGUCAUUCUAUAGGUUUCUCACAGCUAUUUUAAAGUCACACAUAUUUCUUCAUGUGUCUCAUCCUCAUCAAUGUUCUAUAUAUUUUCACUAAAUUCUGUAGAAGCGUAUCUGCUGUUGCAUCAGCCAGCUUCUUUUAAUGUUGACCUCAGUGGUCUAUUUUGCAACGCAACUGUGUCAGCAUAGUGUGUCAACAUUUUCUGAAGAAUUUGCAGCACAGUUGUGUCCAUUCACUUCCUCUCUACUCUGAUUUAUCUUAAUCCCAUUAUGUUUCUGAGCCACUGCAACACAUCCACAAUUUGCACACCUUUCGUUCGUUUAAAAAAAAAAAAAGGGGUAAUAGUAAUGCAAAGCUGGACCGAUCAUGAGCUGCUACAAGUGUGCAGUGUUUGGGUUUGUGUGUGAGGAAGCUGUGUGGUUUGAGUCGGUUGAGAGGUGUCAGAGCUCAAACACUUCCUCGUUGGUCCCAUCAGAGAUCAUCAUUCUCUCACAACCCACCUCACAGCGCAAUGACCUCACAUGUGUCUCUUCUAACUUCAUAUAAGACUCAUCUCACUUAAAGUCAUCGUGUAAAGUUUCUGUGUGAUGCUAAGGAGUUCUGGAGGAAUGUGAAAUUUGGUGAGUAUUUGCAUAUUUGUUUCUAUUUUUAGAUUCUAGAUUCAUUUUCUUGAUAUCCUUCUCGCUACUGCUAGAUAAUAUUUAGAGAGCGUUCUUAUGAACUCAGAUAACAAUCACUCUGUUUAGCAAUUAUUUCCGUGUGAUCAUCGCUUUCUUUGUCAUAAUGAAACAUACGGCUGAUCUCCUUUCAAUGUAAGUCACUUUUCAUGUUGUUUUAUGGUGAAUAUUAGAGUUUAAAAGCAAAACUCUCACGACUAAACAACGUCUAAUUGCCUGUGCUGUUCUGUAUUUGCCAUUUACAGAACAUGCUGACUUCAUCUUUGAUUUGCAACACAAGCUCAUUCUCAAAACACAUUCUCAAAAAAUCUAAUAUAUAAUUGUCCCCUGUUACAAGGCUUUUUCUUUAUGACAGUAUCUUUAUAAGAGUUGAUUGUGUUCACUUGAUUGGACAAACAGCGUUUUGUGUGUCAGCACACGUUUCACAGGACCUGCGUGAGCAAAAUGAGUAACAUUAAGGCUACACUUACAGACUAUGUUUCAUGUUCAGAUCGAAUUUUGGUUUAUUGUCCAUAUUGUGCUUUUCAAUUUAAUAUUUAAUAUCAGUUUGAGCAUGUCAUCUUAUUAAACUAAACGGUACCAAAAUAUAUUCAUGCAGAAGUUUACACAUGAAAUUAUAUUUUUACAGCUUUAUUUUUAGCUUAAUUUAAAUCAUGUAUACUUUGUGCACGAAACAAAGUAAAAGAAAUAAAAGAUGCUUGUACAUGUCAGCGCGUUUAUACUUCAAGACCUCUCUAAAACCUCAAAGAUGAACUCUUCCAUCUUAAUCAUAAAUAUGCGUUUUUCAAGAGCAACAAAUCAUCAAGUUGGAGUUGCAGACCAAAAUGUAACAGAUUUCCAGAAUGUGCUUGAAUUUGUUUGAGUGCAAUACGGAGAUUAUAGUCAUAUUCAUAUCUGUGAUACUAAGUUUAUAUAUAUGAGAAAUAUUAACAUUUCAAUCAUAAAUGACAUGCAGGAAGUAUAUUUACUCAAGUAUCGUACUUAAAUUUAAUUUUUAACUGCUUGUAUCUGAGUAUUUCUAUUUUAAGCAACUUUUUAUAUUGUAUUUUAAACACUGAUUUGUGUGACAGUUGCUAUUAAAAAACCAUUGUUGAACAUUCUCUACUCUUUUGCCGUGUAAAGCCUUAUAAAGUCUAGGUGUCUCGCUUGUUCAUGGUUGAUUGUCUCAAGUUCUCAAUAAAUAAACUUGUUCGAGGCUCAAAGAGCUAAAAUUAUUCCAAAUUCCACAGAGAAAACAAAGAUGAGAUAUGUGAAAGUCCAAAAUAUAAACUUAAAUUUGUCUAUCAAAAUUUAGUUUUUCUUCUGUUCUGCCUCGUAUAAUCAUUUCACAAUCCCACAGAUCUAUCGUGUGACACUUUUAAGGGGCCUCUGCCACAGAUUGGGAACCAUGUCACUAAAUUUCCUGCAUUGAUGGCUGUUGAAGCAGCUCCAUUUCAUCUAGCAAUAACAAUAAAAUCAUAUCUAUACAUCGUUUCAGGACUUUGGGCACUGUGGAUCGUGGCAUGUAUAAUAACAAAUCAGGCACACGGGUUAUUUAUUAGUGACAGAAGUAUUUAGUUUUGACUCUUCCGGUACAUUGUUAUGAUAAUACUUAUGCACUUGAAUGUUCUGCAGGACUUUUCACUGUAAUAUAUUAUUUUUCAAUCAUUAUAUUUCUAUUUUUAAGUAAGUAAAAAGCGCUUCUGAGUACUUCUUUUAUCACUAGUUUCAACUAUGAGCAUGUCACAUAACAUAAAACAUCUAAACUGCUGUUGUAAUAGUUUAAGUCUUUUUAAACUAGAGUUUACGACUUUUGUAAAAUUCUUCUGAACAUGCCACAAAAAUGUAACUUUUUUUGCUUUUUCAUACGUAAUCUAACACCUCAUCCUCUUGGCUGAUCUCCCCCACUGCCCACUCCCAAGUGUGAACACUGAGUCACGAAAUGUGUUGCUGAUAGGUGAUAUUGUGACAAUUCUGAUGUGACUGUUUGUUUCUCACAAAACACAUUCGUAGGAACUUGGUGUUCAAAUGUCACAGUCACAUUCAGGCUGCUGUCACCUGCACUGAAAACUCAGAGAGAUUCUGCCACUACGAAAACCAUCGGUGUGGCCUUUAUUCUAAAUAUGCCAUCCCUAAUAAACUGCGUCUGGAUUCUUUCAAACCGAGUUAGAAAGAAAGAAAGAAAGAAAGAAAGAAAGAAAGAAAGAAAGAAAGAAAGAAAGAAAGAAAGAAAGAAAGAAAGAAAGAAAGAAAGAAAGAAAAAGAUUCUCUGGUUUGAUGUGGACUUAAAUGCUAACUAAUCCUCUGCUGCUUGUAAGUUGAUCAAAUUCAUCACUUUGAUUAAACAUUAGUCAGAGCAAAACCGGAAAAGAAAACGUCAUCUAGAAGUGGAUUCAGGCGGAUGUAGUUUAGAGUCUGAAAAAUCUGUAGGACCCAAACAUCACGGUUUUACUUACAGUCUGAAACAGGUUACGAAAAUCAAGUGUUUUAGGACUUUUAUAGGUAACGUUUAUUAAAUUUUCUAAUAUAUUUGUAAAAUUCAUACAAAUACUGGAUGCAAUAUAUUCAUUUAAUGCUUUAAAUGUAAAUUGCAAUUACUUAAAUAAAAAGGUCACACUAUUAUUAUUAUUAUUAUUAUUAUGUAGUGUAAUCUUUUCUGUUAUUACUAGCCCAUGUCUGCUUACAAGUAUAUACAGUAGUUACACAGAUUCAAGCAGGAAGUAUUGGUGAAAAUAUAGUUCUGCUGCCCUCUUUUGGCAAGUAUAAAUAUCUUUGAUUAUAUUAAAGAUGGUAGACAAAUUAAAAACUAAUAAUACACAAAAGCUAAUUUCAGCUGGUUAAUUUAUUAUAUCAUGUACAAAUGCUGUGUCUCACUGUAUGGAGAAAAUGUGAAUAUUUCAUCAGCGCUGAAUGUAACUGAUUUCAUUUUACAUCCUUUAGAUAACUGGUUCAGGUGUAGAGCAGGUGUUCCUUCCCUCUGAGUGAUGCCUCGUUCUUUCUUGGUGAAGCGAGGAGGGCUGCACCACCUCCGGCCUGCAGCUAGAAGCUCCAGCCCUGGAUCGACCCCGUCCAUGUUCAACCAGCUGGACAAAAACACUGGUUCCUGGGGUUCCUCCUUGGAGAACUCUGCAGAAAAAACAACUGAUAAUAAAGCAAUGUCCAUUGUGUUGCUGCAGCAGGACCUCACUGCCGCCAACAGCUCUCAUGGAAAUGUGCCCUUUCAGCCGUUCAGUCCCAAAUCUUAUGAGUGUAGACCAUCUGAGCCCUGCAGUCCCGUCACCCCAGAAACUUUCAUCCCAGUGGAAAAAAUCAGCUCUCAGCUUCUCACACCAACAGUGUGGUCGAGUCCUCGUGUGAGCUCAGGAUAUCCAGACCUGACGGCAAUGGGUGGCUUUACUGAGCAUGCUCAGAUCCUCAGAGAGACCAGAAACAGCUCAAAGAUCAGUGGUCCAAGACAAGAGUGUCCCUUCUGUAGCAAAGUGUUUUCGUGUCUCUCUAGUUUGAAGACUCACAUGUGUAAGAGUCAUGGAAGCAGAUCUCAUCUGUCAGCAGCACACAUCAAGUCCAGGCGGGUUGAUAAAGAGUGGUCGCCCUUCAGAGGCAAGGAGAAGACCUUUGACUGUGCAGAGUGUGGAAAAGUGUUCAAGCGCUCCUCCACCCUCUCCACCCACCUGCUCAUACAUUCAGACACCCGGCCGUAUCCCUGCCAAUACUGCGGCAAAAGGUUCCACCAGAAGUCCGACAUGAAGAAACACACCUUCAUACACACCGGAGAAAAGCCCCAUGUGUGCCAGAUAUGUGGAAAGGCGUUCAGCCAGAGCUCCAACCUCAUCACCCACAGCCGCAAACACAGCGACGACCGGCCUUACCGCUGCCCUCGAUGCCUCUACAGCUUCCAGCACAAAGUGGACCUGCGGCAGCACCAGGAGCACUACUGCGCCUGCCGCUGACCCCGACACAAGCAAGAAACAGGAAAAACACCUUUUAAACGGGAAGCUACUGACUGUGUUGUUAUCAGGGCCGGGUCACGUCUUUCAUCCAAAGCUAUUUUAGUUUUAGUUUCAUGUGUAAUUGUCUUUUAGGACACAGAAGGCAGGGAAAUAUUCCUCUUUUCCAUUGAAUUCAUGGAUAACUUCAACGUAUUUGUGAAGAAAUUCCAAGGAUUCAGAGUUACUUUUGUGUCGGAUGCAACAUUUUCAUAUUUAUGAUUCAUUGUGUUAAUUUUUUUCUUAACAAUAUAUGAAAAGCUGAGGCAGGAGGCAGAGGUCAUUAUGUGACUUUUAAAAGUAAAACAGAACACAACCAAUGAAUUCAGUUUGUGUUUAUUUCUGCUCCACAGCGCACAGAUUUAACACUGAAGAAAUGGAGCUUUGACUCAUUCUGGUGACACAACAGGAUUUGAUUGCACCUCUCACUCUAACAGCAGCCUGAACAAAUUGUGAAAACAUGAUGUGGUGCAGCAUUAAGUUAAUGAUCAAACUCCAGAUGCUACUUCAACAGCUGUGCGGUUAAGUUCACAAAACUAGCAAAUUAUCACAGCAAGUGAUCACACCGAGUCCAAUAACCAGAGACGUUAUUGUGUUUAUUUACCUCACCACAAAUACGCGGCAGAGGGUUCCUGUCAUGAUUUGUAAAAGAUUUUUCUUGCUGGAAGCUUCAUUUAAUAUCAUUUAAUAUUUUUCAGGUUUUCAUCCCCGUUAUUGUCAGCUUCUAUCCCUCCUGUAGCGACCAGAACAACUGAGAAUGUCAUUGUGCAAGUUUACUGAUUUUGUACAACAAAACUUCCCUGCUAGUCAGGAAAUUUGUCAAUAAACUCAACUGAAUUUUG
Molecule: messenger RNA, 7902 nt
Organism: Acanthochromis polyacanthus (spiny chromis)
Lineage: Eukaryota; Metazoa; Chordata; Actinopteri; Pomacentridae
Product: zinc finger protein Gfi-1b-like
Exons: 5
Coding region: 6059-7024 (321 amino acids)
Biological process (GO): regulation of transcription by RNA polymerase II
Molecular function (GO): RNA polymerase II cis-regulatory region sequence-specific DNA binding; DNA-binding transcription factor activity, RNA polymerase II-specific
Source: RefSeq, a predicted model, not a curated record